[Torrubiella] hemipterigena is the source of this 1522-nucleotide messenger RNA. Lineage: Eukaryota; Fungi; Ascomycota; Sordariomycetes; Hypocreales; Clavicipitaceae. The record is from the annotation of a GenBank genome assembly.
GUGCCGAGCGCCGACAGGGUCUUGUGUAUGCUAUGCUAUGCCCGGGCAGAUCAGCCGCCGCCACAGUGCUACAGUACGCCAGCUUUCUGAGCAACCGGGGGCUGUUGAUCAACUUAGUGGUAAUGGAUCUGGCGUAGUCAGUCUACCUGGUCUUCGAAGGUCUUACUAGCUGGCCUUCUCUUCAACAUGGGAUGAACCGCUUAAGAGGGGAGGAUAGAAGUAGCUACGAUGGAAGCAGCUACUACAAGAGAUAGAAACAGAGUCACUAGGCCGCUGUCAUUGCCUUCGUCCCCUUUCAGCAUCCAGAGCCGAGGUUGAACCCAAUGGGCUAUCGAAAAGUGAAAUGAGUGGCUUGAGGGUAUUUCCCCAGAAAGGUCCUCACGGCGCCGCCACAAACCUUACAUAGCCGAUCCUUGCAUCUCGCUAAUGCAGAAAUCGUCCUCCUUGCUCUUCUUCCAGACUAGUGAGGUGCCAACAAAGCUAGCUAUGUUGCAGAGAACCGCUUCCAUAUGACCCGGGGCAGCCAGGCGGUAAACACUUAGGUUCAUGUUCUAAACCUCUGGGAUGCAAAUACAAAUAGGAUGAGGAAUCCCCCUCGUAUCUAGUCGAUAUCCCGCUCAUUACUAACACUACCACCAAGCACAAUGACCAUUGUUCUCAAGACCCUCGCCGUUGCCGCUUUGGCCUGCGCUGCUCCCCUGGACUUGGGGCCUCGCGUCACCUGCGUACCGGGCCUUUACAUGAUUGUUGCCCGUGGUUCGUUGGAGCCUGCUGGUGAGGGCCGCAUUGGCGCCAUAACGAAGGCGGUUAAGGCGCAAGUCCCCGGGUCCAGCAGCGUGGCCGUGGACUAUCCUGCAACCAUUGUGAGCGGCACGCUAUACCCUGAAUCCGUCUACGAGGGCAUCAUAGACGCAAAGAAGAAGGUCCACAACUACGUCGCUACCUGCGGAGACGAUAGCCGCAUUGUCUUGAUUGGAUAUAGCCAGGGCGGCAAUGUCAUUUCGGAUAUGCUGGCUGGCGGUGUGUUGAAGCCGAUGCCUCUUGAUGCAACCUACCGCAACUACAUCAAAUCGGUCGUCACGUUUGCUGACCCGACGUUUGCUGCCAACCAGACUUACGAUUACGGCACCAAUGCCAAAGGCAGUGACGGCAUCUUUUCACGCUCCAGCAGUGCGUCAGAGACCGCCCUGCUCGAACCGUACGCCGACAUCAUGGCUGCAUACUGCGAUGCCAACGAUUCCAUCUGUGCAAGUGGCCAGUCCACAGCGGUCCAUCGUGUCGAGGUGGAAAACCAUGCGCAAGAGGCGAUUGAUUUCAUCGUGGCUCACCGGUAGUGUGUGAGUCUAGUACAUAGCGUGUAUAUAACAACUAUACCUGUAGAUAAGAAUUAGCGAAUGUAAAUACAAAGUAUUCUUUGCAACGAUGAUGAAUGGAGAGGAAAGCAGCUGCUGCUGCUCCGUCUUAGCGCACUUUCAGGGCACAUGGCCGUUUGGUUUAGCGGGUCUGCCACGCGCCAAAAAAC